AUGUCGUAUUGCGAAAACAGUGAGAGGUCAAAGCACAAGAAAAUUGUUCGUACAUGGCGAAAGGAGGAAGACGAAAUACUCCUUAAAGCAGUCGAAAUGUUCGGGGAGAACAAUUGGGACAAAGUUUCUGAAUUGGUUCCCGAACGAACCAAAAAACAAUGCAAAGAACGAUACAUAAACAAUUUGUCUCAACGCAACGAGAAACGAAAAUGGACUUGUGAAGAAGAUUCGACGAUUCUUUCUUUAAGAAACUGUGUUGGAAACAAGUGGACACUCAUCAGUGAGAAACUUGUAAACAGAAGUCCAAACGCUGUCAAAAACAGAUAUUUUGGCCACAUAAAGCGACUUGGCAUAUCCGAACUCGAGUUGGUAGAGGAAGCUCUCAGAAACCGGUCUUCAAGCGCAUUUGAACCAGUGGACAAAAACAUGUUUACUGUAUGUAAUUGA
This is a messenger RNA of Entamoeba invadens IP1, 447 nucleotides long. Its product is annotated as transcription factor MYB23, putative. The record is from RefSeq and is a predicted model, not a curated record. The transcript has a single exon. NCBI's taxonomy places the organism in Eukaryota, Evosea, Mastigamoebida, Endamoebidae. Bases 1 to 447 code for a protein of 148 amino acids.